UUCUUAUUCAACCAACGUGGUGGUUUUGCUAGCGAACAUUAAACCGAAACAUUGAAGCGUUUAAGACAAAUCUUGUGUAUAUUACUCUUAGUGUUUUAAAUACAAUUCUGUGUACAUAUCUACUCGUUCAUUGAAACGUAGAUUGCUUGUUAAAUUAACUAAUGUGGUAAAUUGAUAUUGCACUAGGCUAAUCGCCCGGAACAUGAGCUCACUAAACUCGACGGAGAAAGAAGCUCUGGUGAACGGAGAGGAAGAAGCUUUCAGGAUGAAAAGGGAGGAAGAGGAGUCUAUCAUAUUGAAAGAAGAGGAUGAUAUUACAGUGAAAGAGGAAGAUGGGAAAGAGGUUGUGGAAGAGGAGGAGGUAGAAGCUUUCAGAAUCAAAAAGGAGGAAGAUGCCGUAAUUUUGAAAGAAGAGGAAGAACCUUUUGGAGUAAAAGAGGAAGAGGAGGCUAUCUCAAUUAAAGUGGAGGAGGAAGACGUUUUGGGAGUGAAAAAGGAUGAGGCUGAAGAUUCGAGUAAGACCAGAGAGAGACAUGACUAUGGUGGAUCCUCUGGGGAGCCUCAACAACCCCAUGAAGCUGAAGAGGCAGAGAAGAGUCUCUCCAGAUCAGAACACCAGAUGGACAACGCUAGCCCUUCCUUCCUCCCGGAGUCCCCGUGGCGUGCCUCUCCCGGUAGCACCUUACUGCUGGGUAUGAAGAGGUUGUCUGUGCUGCUGGUGGACUGCAGGAAAACAACGGGGCUGAGUGGAACUGUGAGAGGAGGAGAAGAGAAGAAAGGAUCAGAUUUGACUCAUCAAAGUGAAAGACCAGACUCAGAAGAACCAGAGCCAGGGACGUCCAAACCAACAAGACGACACCAGUGCUCCCACUGUGGAAAGAGUUUUAACCUCUUGUGGGAGCUGAAACAACAUGAGAGAAUACACACAGGGGAGAAGCCUUCCACUGCUCCCAGUGUGGAAAAAGUUUUAGCCAUAAAGGAACCCUGA
This is a messenger RNA of Oncorhynchus masou masou (cherry salmon), 988 nucleotides long. RefSeq names its product zinc finger protein interacting with ribonucleoprotein K-like. Gene Ontology annotation, biological process: regulation of transcription by RNA polymerase II. The transcript has 4 exons. Bases 203 to 988 code for a protein of 261 amino acids. Gene Ontology annotation, molecular function: DNA-binding transcription factor activity, RNA polymerase II-specific; RNA polymerase II cis-regulatory region sequence-specific DNA binding. The record is from RefSeq and is a predicted model, not a curated record. Lineage: Eukaryota; Metazoa; Chordata; Actinopteri; Salmoniformes; Salmonidae.